Camellia sinensis is the source of this 847-nucleotide messenger RNA. NCBI's taxonomy places the organism in Eukaryota, Viridiplantae, Streptophyta, Magnoliopsida, Ericales, Theaceae. The record is from RefSeq and is a predicted model, not a curated record.
AUGGCAUCUGAAAUUUCCUCUUUGAGUACUACUUCUGUCGCUGCAUCAUCUUCAUCACCUGUUUCUCUCAACCAUGCCCAUCACUUCUCUCUCUCAAACUCACCUCAAAAAUUUCCUUCCCUUGCGUUUCCGUCUGACACUCGACUUCUUCAACUCCGCUUAGGUCUUCAACAAUUGCAACAAAAUGAUCGCACAGCUACUGUCUUUCUUCAUGAGGCCAAAGUUCUUGCUAAUGAAUUUGCUGCUGCUGGCACACCGCUCUCCUUUUCCGAGUUUAAUCUAAAUCCCCUCUUGGUUAUACACUUUUUGCUCUCUGUUAUCUGUGACACACAGAGAACAAAGUCACCACCAAAUCUCAACCCCAUUCACCACCGACGGCCACCACCUUCGUGCACCACUGUCACUCGCCACCGUCACACGUCGCCACUGCCACCGCUGCAAAUCACCACCGUCACUGCCGCAAAUCGCAGCAAGCAUGGUUCCUGGGAUAAAGACGGGUCGCGUAAGAAAGCAUCAAGUGGCGACAUAGUGUCGGCCGCAACAGCAUCUCCACAUGAUGUUGCCACAUUGAUGACUUUAUGUGAUGAGACACAGCCGCCAAAUGAUACACAAACAGUUGUAGAUGAGACACAAACAGUUGAUAAGAAAAAUAUAAUUGAUAUGAUACUAAAUGGUCUACCAAAAAAAAAAAAAAGAUGAUGAAGACAUAAUUGUUUUGAAGCACGUAGAAUUGUUUUGACAACUUCUCAACAAAUUUGAUAGAAGGUUGAUUUGAAGGAAAUAGGAUACUUUAGUCUGCAAUACUUCUGUUGUUUUUAUUUCCCACAUAAGUUCUGCGUUAUUAAGA